AUGAAAUAUGACAAUCCUAGAUGUUUAACAAGUGAACUUUUCACUUGUAAAACACUUCAGUUGUUAAACCUGGAUAGCUCCAUUAUCAUCAAGCCGAAGUUAGUUCAUUUACCAAAUCUAAAGAUCUUACGUCUUUUCGGAGUAGAAUUAACAGAUGAUGGUUCCAUACCACAGAUCCUUGCUGGUUGUCCUAAGCUUGAGCAUCUGCACAUGUGUGGUUGCCAAUUGCAUGGAAUUCAAGUUCUUGAUAUUUCAACUCCUUCCCUGAAGGGCUUAGAAUUUUUCAAUUGUUACGGUGCAUUCGGACUCGUCAUUGAUACCCCAAAUCUUGAGGACCUGUGCUAUGUUGAUUUUUUAAAUAGAGAUCCAUUGGUGAAAAAUCUGAAGUCAUUGGUAAAAGCUUAUUUGUUUCCUUACUCUGUAACUCUACAAAACACAGAUGAUGCAUGCUUAUGUGGGGAUCAUGUGUCUAAGUUCCUGAAUGCAAUGGAUAACACCAAGUCUCUUACUCUCCUAACUGUUUGCUUGGAGGGUCUCCUUCAUUCCAGCUGUUCAAUCCCCAAAUUCCAAAAUUUGACCCAUAUGAAGCUAGUGCCACGCCAUAACUGUCAUUGGGAAUUGCUACCAAUCCUACUUCACAGUACACCCAAUCUAAAAACUUUGGCUCUUGAUAUGGAAUUUCCAGACAAUGAUAUUCGCCAAUGGCCCAAGUUUCCUGUAACGCAGAAUCGGCCCAUCUGCUUGGCUCAGUACCUCAGGACGGUGGAUAUUUUCAAUUUCAAAGGGAUGCAGUUUGAACUUGAUUUGCUAAGCUAUCUUCUGCAGUAUGGACAAGUACUGGAGAAGAUAAACUUAAAUUUUUCACAGAAUAAUGGAUUCUCAAACUGGUCGGAUGCAGUUAGGAAGAUAUCAGCACUCCCAAAAAAAUCAAGGACAUGCCAGCUGGAAUUUCUUUGUACGAGCAAAAAUACAUUUUGCAAGCCUGUAUGCUUGACAUCCAUGAGAAGUUGAAUAUGGGUUAGCAGUGGGACUUAAUUUCUGUGAAGAGCAACUGAGAUCAGAGUUAUUCUUGACAAGGGUUCUCUGCCUGCCGUGAAUAUUGCUAUUUCAUCUUGUUGAUUCUGCCAUGGUCUGGCAUUCUAGCUGUGGAUUUGUAAGUACUAGCAAAUAGAUUUGCGAUUUAGCUACUCUGUUUACGCAACCUGCUUUCUGUCUUGUGCAAUGUUGCAAUCCUAUAAGGCUGAUAAAUUCAGUAACUGUUGGUAUGGGUAAGGCAAUGCAAAUGACACGUGCUUCGCCCUACCGUAGUUUGUAAUGCCUAGCUAUUGAAAUGACUAGUUUGUUACCUUUGUAUUGACUGGUUUUGCUAGUUU
Molecule: messenger RNA, 1373 nt
Organism: Coffea eugenioides
Lineage: Eukaryota; Viridiplantae; Streptophyta; Magnoliopsida; Gentianales; Rubiaceae
Product: putative F-box/FBD/LRR-repeat protein At1g66290
Exons: 3
Coding region: 1-1011 (336 amino acids)
Source: RefSeq, a predicted model, not a curated record